This is a messenger RNA of Polistes canadensis, 1545 nucleotides long. Its product is annotated as putative inorganic phosphate cotransporter. The record is from RefSeq and is a predicted model, not a curated record. The transcript is spliced from 4 exons. Gene Ontology annotation, biological process: monoatomic anion transport; transmembrane transport. Gene Ontology annotation, molecular function: transmembrane transporter activity. The coding region runs from base 61 to 1545 and encodes 494 amino acids. NCBI's taxonomy places the organism in Eukaryota, Metazoa, Arthropoda, Insecta, Hymenoptera, Vespidae.
AACGAAUAAAAAGGAAAAAUCGGUCAUUGUAGUGGGACUCGAAUCUGGAACGAUAUCAAGAUGCUGUCUGCUUGGAAAGUGUGCUGUGCGGGAGUACCGCAACGUUUGGUAUUCGCUGUGAUGGGCUUUCUUGCAGUCGUCAAUGCCUAUAUCAUGAGAGUAUGCCUGUCGAUCGCUUUGACGCAGAUGGUUAAACCUAGUAAUGGGACAAACGGAACCUCUCUCGACAAUACUUGUUCUGCUUUCCAAGAAAAUCACAUCGUCGAGGAGAAACAAUCUGGCACUUACGAAUGGACUGAAGGCCAGCAGGGUACAAUAUUGUCUGCAUUUUAUUGGGGAUAUAUAAUAACUCAUCUACCAGGUGGUCUUUUGGCUGAAAGAUUCGGUGGAAAGUAUUCACUCGGUCUAGGGAUCCUUUCGACCGCAGUGAUGACACUGUUAACACCGAUCGCAGUCGAAUUCGGUGGUGCAACGGCUCUUAUUAUUUUACGUUUCUUGAUGGGUCUCGGCGAAGGUACGACGUAUCCUGCUUUGAACUCGAUGUUAGCUCAAUGGACACCUCCCGAAGAAAGGUCGAAGUUAGGCUCAUUGGUAUUCGCUGGUGCUUUGUUGGGUACAGUUUUCGGUACUUCCAUUUCCGGUAUCAUACUUCAAGAUUCUUCGAUUGGUUGGGCUGCCGUUUUCUAUGUUUUUGGAUUCAUCGGUGUACUAUGGUUCAUCAUGUGGACCAUAUUGUGUUAUAACAAUCCGGACGAACAUCCGUUUAUUUCCGAUCGGGAAUUGAAAUAUUUACACGAUCGUAUGAGCGCACAUACUCACAAGAAACCACCAUUGGUACCAUGGCGACACAUGUUUUCGUCGAUACCAUUUUGGGCAUUGGUUGCUGCCCAAGUUGGCCACGAUUGGGGCUUCUUCACGAUGGUCACUGAUCUCCCAACGUACAUGAACAACGUUAUGAAGUUCUCGAUCAAGGACAACGGUUAUUUAUCUUCCUUACCUUAUCUGUGCAUGUGGAUUUCAAGUUUAAUAUCUUCCUGGUUAGCCGACAAAAUGAUUACAAGUGGAUUUAUGUCUCGUACAAAUGUACGAAAACUUGGUACUACUAUAGCCUCUAUUGGACCAGGUGCUUUUCUCGUUGGAGCAUCCUAUGCGGAAUGUGACAGGACCAUUGUCGUCAUUAUGUUUACCGUCGGAAUGACUCUAAUGGGUACUUUUUACCCUGGAAUGAAAGUAAACGGACUUGACCUAAGUCCAAAUUAUUCCGGCUCCCUGAUGGCUGUGGUUAAUGGAAUGGGUGCUUUAACUGGUAUCAUUACACCUUAUAUCGUAAGAGCGUUUACACCAAAUGGCUUGAUGACCGAGUGGCGACUUGUGUUCUGGGUCGUUUUCGGAGUCUUUGUCGUUACCAACAUAAUUUUCGUACUUUAUGCGAGCGGAGAGGUUCAAUACUGGAAUGAUCCUGAAUUUAUUAGAAGGGAUAAGGAAGAAAGGCGGCGUAAACAUGAUAUUGAGAAACAAGAGAAAGCGGAAAAAAUAUCGUUGUAA